Molecule: messenger RNA, 1797 nt
Organism: Orycteropus afer afer
Lineage: Eukaryota; Metazoa; Chordata; Mammalia; Tubulidentata; Orycteropodidae
Gene: GAB3
Product: GRB2 associated binding protein 3
Exons: 11
Coding region: 1-1797 (598 amino acids)
Source: RefSeq, a predicted model, not a curated record
AUGGUUUCACCCUCCCUGUUUACCAUGGAGGGACUGCUGGCUUCCUGCCGGCUGCACCUUGCUGCAGCCUCAAAGCGGUUGUUUCUUCCGAAGGCCUGGCGAAAGCGCUGGUUUGUCCUGCGGCGGGGCCGCAUGAGUGGCAACCCUGACGUCUUGGAAUACUAUCGGAACGCACACUCCAGCAAGCCCCUGCGUGUGAUCGACCUGAGGGACUGCACAGUGUACAAGCACGCUGGCCCCGGCUUUGUUCGCAAAGAAUUUCAGAACAAUUUUGUGUUCAUCGUCAAGACUGCUUCUCGUACAUUCUAUCUGGUGGCCAAGACUGAGGAAGAGAUGCAGGUCUGGGUGCAUCGCAUCAGUCAGGUCUGCAACCUCUCCCACCCGGAGGAUGGUGCAGCGGAUUCUGUGGAGCACCUCUCUCACACCCCCUCCUCCCGCCAGCCUUCCUCUGCCAGCUCCCUGCACACUACCCGGGCUGCCAGGUCGUCCUUGCCAAGAGACGACCCAAAUGCUAAUACUUUAGCUGCUGAGGAAACCAGGAGUGAGUCAGAAGUCCUCUUCCUUCCUGACUAUCUGGUUCUGUCCAACUGUGAGACGGGAAGACUGCAUCCGACCAGUCUACCCACGAGAUGUGAUAGCUGGUCAAACUCGGAGCGGUCAUUGGAACCGGCUUCAUAUGAUGAUGUCUUUGUGGACUGUCUGCCGUCGCUCGCCUCCAGUAACUUGCUCGACUCCUCAUGGCACCCGGAUGGGUCUCAGGAGGGGUCUUCUGUGAAGCCUCAGGCUGCCCUGAUCAGGAGCAGAGAAAGCAAUGGGCCACCCAGGGACCACUUGUCAUUUUCACCAUUGCUGAAAACUUCCUCCAAUGCCACCAUGCCGGUGUAUGCAAACCUCGAUUCCUUGUCCUGUGGGCUCAAAGACGUACACAUUACGUCCAAUACCCCACCUCCCCGCCCCCCUAAGCCCAGCCAUCUCUCUGAAUGGCAUCAGCAGGAGCAACUCCUGUGGAGUGGGCAUAGCGGCAUCCAGAACCCAGGAUACUAUCUGGUUCCAAGAAGAAUCUCUCUCUCUGGCUUAGAUAACAUGAGAACCUGGAAAGCUGAUGUAGAAGGCCAAUCCUUAAGACACCGAGACAAGAGGCUUAGUUUAAAUUUGCCAUGCAGGUUCUCUCCAAUGAACCCCACAGCUUCAGCCAGUGCCGAAGAAGAUAGCUAUGUGCCCAUGGGCCCCCUCGCCACUGCCAUGGGCCUUGGACCCCAUGGCAGUUCUGAUGACUACAUCCCAAUGGGCCCAGGAAGCAUCUCAACCCUACUGCCUGAGCUGCCUGUGGACCUGGAGCCUCCUCCAGUGAACAGAGAUCUCAAGCCUCAAAGGAAACCACGGCCACCUCCACUGGACCUGAGAAACCUCUCCACCAUCCGGGAGAAUGCGUCUCUAACCGGGACACUCACUGUGCCUUGCAAUCGAACCAGCUUUCUCUCUCCAGAAAAAAAUGGGAUUAACUCUGCGAGAUUUUUUGCCAAUCCUGUUUCCAGAGAAGAUGAAGAAAGCUGCAUGCAAAUGCAGGAGCAGAGACAAACCAACUCCACAAGCGGUGGUGCUUUUACUUGGACAAAACAAUUCAGCCUGGAUUAUUUAGCUCUUGACUUUAAUUCGGCAUCACCAGCCCCUGCACAAAAGAACGUUUUUCUUUCAGAAGAGCAAAGAGUAGACUACGUCCAGGUGGACAAACAGAAGACGCAAGCUCUCCAGAGCACCAAGCAGGAGUGGGCUGAUGAGAGGCAGUCAAAAGUAUGA